This is a messenger RNA of Ceratitis capitata (Mediterranean fruit fly), 1039 nucleotides long. It is a transcript of the gene Mtr3, whose product is annotated as exosome complex component MTR3. Bases 67 to 951 code for a protein of 294 amino acids. The record is from RefSeq and is a predicted model, not a curated record. Gene Ontology annotation, cellular component: cytoplasmic exosome (RNase complex); nuclear exosome (RNase complex); nucleolus. NCBI's taxonomy places the organism in Eukaryota, Metazoa, Arthropoda, Insecta, Diptera, Tephritidae. Gene Ontology annotation, biological process: rRNA catabolic process; U4 snRNA 3'-end processing; poly(A)-dependent snoRNA 3'-end processing. The transcript has 4 exons.
UUUAUAUCUGAUGAAAACAAAUCUUUCUGUGUUUAACAUUUAAAUCAGUUUCCCAGAUAUUUAAGAAUGCCACCACCAUCUGCGAGCCGCAAAUUUAUGUACCCUGAGCAGUCAGUGCCCUAUACUGUGUAUGCUAAACGAGAACAUCCCGAUGAUAUUUUCGCCAAACUUGAUAAACCAAAUGAGUUGAAAUUGGAAGAAAGGCCCACAUUUUUAAAAGUGGGCGCGCUUGAAACAGUCAAAGGUUCGGCCUACAUGGAAUAUGGGAAAACAAAGGUAAUGGCAUCUAUAGAACCGCCACGUGAGUUGGGCAAGCAAACAAAGAAAAUAGGUACCCUAGGUAUAGUUACAUGUACCCUGAAAUAUGCACCAUUUGCGGUUAAGGACCCAGCCUGUAUACCAAGGAAAGAAACUUCUAUGGCUUUGGCACUAAAAAAAGCAUUGGAACCUGUCAUUUGUCGACAUGAGUUUCCUUACUUUCAGUUGGAAAUUAAAGUUAUCAUUUUAGACGAUGACGGAUGUGCGCUUAGUACGGCAAUUAAUUGUUGUGGUGCGGCUUUGGUCGAUGCUGGAAUAGCAACAUAUGACCUUAUCACAGCUUCAACGGUUUGCAAGUACAAAAAUGUAGAAUUCAUAAAUCCAAGUGCUGUUAUUGAACAAUUGGUUUCAACAAUAAGUGAAUCUGGAGACGAUGAUGAGGAGCAUGGCAUCGUUGUUACAGCUAGCCUGGCGGCAGUAGACCAAAUUACGGAAUGUUUUCAAAAAGGAUAUUUAAAACCAGAAACGCUAAAAGAACUUACGGAACACACAUUGGCAAUUAAUGAACGAAUAUUGGACACAGUGCGCUUUGUGUUAUAUAACAAAGUCAAACAACAAUUGCGAAAAGAUAAGGAUGGUGCGGAAAUGAGUGAUACCAUCAAUGCCGUUACUGACCUCGGUAUUGAGGAGUGAAGAAAUAAACAUUAAGUCGAUUUCCAAAUUGAAAAUAUUUAUUUGUAUUACAAAAAAAAUCAAACAUUUUAUCGAAAUGUGCAUAACG